Molecule: messenger RNA, 3666 nt
Organism: Suhomyces tanzawaensis NRRL Y-17324
Lineage: Eukaryota; Fungi; Ascomycota; Pichiomycetes; Serinales; Debaryomycetaceae
Gene: VID21
Product: Vid21p
Exons: 1
Coding region: 79-3537 (1152 amino acids)
Source: RefSeq, a predicted model, not a curated record
UCUAGCUCCAUUUUCACGGCAUACGACACGGCCACCACUGCUGCAUAGCCCACGAUCCACGUCUCGUUGCAAGCGACAAUGACCAACUUGGAUUAUCUCGCAGAAUCCAGGCUAAGAAAGCUAGAGGAGCUUUACACGUUCAUCAACGAUCCGUUGUUAGAUACACUAACCUCCAAGAAUGAAGGGCUAUCCAAGUUUCUACAGCAAAACGACAUCGAAAACAGCGAGAAUUUCGACCUACGCAGCUUGCUGGACGAAAAUGGCCUGGCCAAGAGCCUCGAAAACUGGAUUGUUCUGUCGAUGGAGAAAACGACCUUCCAUCCCAGCCAGCCGUCGAAACGGAAGGCAGAUUUCGAUUCGCUGGACGACAGAGCCCGUAAGAGGCACCACUACAAGCCAAGUGGAUCCAGGAGUUCCCGACAGGCGUCAGGUUUCAACACCAGACAGCCAAAGAAGGCUUCCGCAGUCAAGUCGUUAAGAUCACAAGAAGAGGUGUCCCAGGAAGAGAUGGAGGAGUUCCUCACCAAGGAUAUCAGUGAAGUGGAAAUACUAUCGAUCCCAGAGCAUUACCCUACCAAGCCUCACACCGUGUCGUCGUUGGCAGAAUUAUAUUACCUAACCCAAACCCUUCCAUUGAUCAAGCUCCUUCCAGGGAGCCACAAGGUGUUGAUGACCGACAACUUCGAGCUCGCUUUGUUGGAAGGUAAAAUAGCCGUGUUGUACUCGCGGAUCGAGGAGCUUAAGAGGCAAGGAAAAUGGUCAUUGCGCCAACCACAGAGAUUCUACGACCCGUUCGUGUACUUGAAAAAGAAUAAGAAGCACACAUACCACUGGGACAGCAUGGUGCAAGAAGGGAAGUGGAUGGCAGCGGAUUUUAAGGAGAGUUCCAAGUACAAGAAAGCGUGUUGCGUGAUAAUUGCACAGGCUGUGAAGGAUUAUUGGGUGCACGGAAAGUCCGUGUGUAUAAAGCCCAAGGAGAUAGUACACUUGCCUGAAAAUCUGGCUGUGGAUAUAGUUAAGGAGGAAACCAGUUUGGUAGCUCCAGCACAACCAGGAGAUGAUGAGGAAGUCAAGGUUGAAACACCUUCAGCAAUCGAGAUCCUCGACAAAGAUACUGCAAAUGCAGAGCUGGCCACUGAAAAAAUUGGACAAGAUCCAGAGUCUAUCGAUACCAACUUGAUCUUCUCAAAGAAUUCCACAGCAGAUCCAGAAGUCAAAUUCUCGUUUACAGACUACUCCAAGAUUAAUGACGAGGAUAUAUAUAAGUAUAAAGGAUCCACCGAUGACAGGAGUCCAUUCAAGUUGCAUGUUGACCUCAACGACCUCAAGAAGAUUGACCAAUCGAUCAUUAAGAACUUGCCAAAGUUCUCUGCAUUCGAAGAAGAAGCUCCAAAUGGACCUGCGCCAGCAUUGAAGCCAAAAGACACUCCUUUGAUUCCCGUUUCGCGCUUGUUGCAUCCAUUCGAGGAAGAUGAUGAUUGGUACAAGAUCGUCAUAAAAGAAGCCAACAAUAAAUCAAAUUCCCCCGACUCCUCUGGCCCUCCCGAGUACCAGAAGGGACUUUUUGGCUUCCAAUCACACCGUCGCUUCAACUACUUAAAGCCUCCAAAGCCUCCCUUGAUCAAAAACAUCGAAUAUCGCUCUCCUACCAUUUGGUUGCCCCAGGAUGACAAGUACUUGAUUCAUUACGUGGCUGAAUUUUGCUUCAACUGGGACUUGAUUUCAGAGCAUCUUCUGUCGUCUGCCUCGACCUUGAAGAAGUAUGAAUCUAAUAUCGAGAGAAGGACGCCAUGGCAAUGUUUUGAACGGUACAUUCAAUUGAACGAGAAGUUCCAAUUUUCCGAUAUGAAAGGAGUGUAUUCGUACCACGCCCAGCAGUGGCUCGAACAGGCCCACAAGGCGCAGCUGACUACCAAGAGAAGAAUAUCGCCUUUGGGUGUUGGAGCGGAAUCCAUUCAGAGAGGCCACAGAAGAUUAAGAUGGGCCUCUCUUUUUGAUGCGAUAAGAAAAUGCAUGAAGAAGCGGGAGAUAGCCGCAGCCAAGAUCAAUAAUAGAAGAACCACCGAUUAUACUUCGGGUACAACGACUUCGGCUUCAACCGCCACCAAUCCAGGGACUGCUUCUGCUAAUAACACCACCACCACCACCACCGCUUCGAAUGCAAACCAAUCAGUAUCCAGCGCAGGGCCAAAUCCAGCUACAAAACGGGUGCUUGAUAGGGUCCCAACACCUGCUGAAUUGGCGAAAUUGAAGUUUGAGAGAGAUAAGUCGAUCCAGGAAGCUUACUUAAACCAACAGGCUACGAGAUCUAGAAUGAUGGCUGCAGUUGCGCAGCAGCAGAAGCAACAACUGCUCAACAAUAGUGGACCUCGAGGUCUGUUCCAACCAGGAGCAGCUGCCAAUAGCAGCAAUGCCUCUGCAGCUGCCAACAACAGCAACAUUGGGCCCCAACAAAGAGUGCCUGUGGGAGUGAACUCCACAAAUCUUCCACCAAAUUCCAAGAUUGGUUCCAGCUCGGCUCCAGCUCAAGUCUCGGGGCAGGCACCACCUGUGAAUAACCAAAGGGCAAGGCCAAACACGUUGCCUACGGCAAACAAACGUCCCACCACUCCCAAUGGUACUCCCUACACUCCCGAGCAAAUCCAGCAAUUGCUUCAAAUCCAGAAACAGAGGAGGUUGAUGCAACAGCAAAACCAACAGAACCAACAGGUUAAAGGGGCUGGCAGUCCAUUGAGUAACAGUGCCAUGUUGCCAAAUGGUUCCUUGCCCAAUAAGACGUUGGCAAAUAACCAGAAUAGCAUUUCCAAUCCGCAGAUUCAGGGCCAACUGCCUCAAGUAUCUAAUAGCUCCCUUCUGGUGCAACCGCAGGCACAACCAGGCCAAUCUGCCCCCCCAUUGCAGCAAUCCAAUCCACAGACAGGCUCUUCUGGGACUCCUGUAACCAAGCCACGGAUCCAUUUUGCACCGGCACAAGUGUCUGCCAUUAUAAACUCGAUCCAGCAGAAAAAUCCCGGUUUCAGCAAGGAGCAAGUCACCAAGCUUGCGGCUCAAUACUUGGCGAACCUUCAGCAGCAACAGCAGGAGAGAUUUAACCAGCAACAGCAACAGAAUAGGUUGAACCAGCCAUUAGCAAGUGGAUCCAACCCGCAACUGUUUCGUCCUGGAAACUCGCUGCAGACAGUCCACAAGCAAACACAAAUAGCAACGCUUACUCCCCAGGAAAGGAACCAACUCCAGAUGCUCAAGGCUGCGAAAACAGCUCAGCAGCAGCAGUUGCAGCAGCAGCAGCUUCAGCAACAGCUGCAGGGUUUGGCAGCUCGUAAAAGCGGGUCACCUAUAACUGGUUCUAGUUCUCCUUUGGAUAUGAAUAGUUUGUCGAAAUUGGAGUACGAGCAGCGCAAGAAGGCCAUGAUACAAAAGCAGCAGCAGCAGCAACGGAUGUCUGGGGUCAAUAUGUCGCCUUUAUCAGGCCUGACUACUCCGCGGAUGUCUUCUGGGUCUUCUCCAGCACCAGGAUCGGGGUCACCUACCAAUUGAGGGAGUGAUAAGGCAUGAAUCUAGAAUAAUGGAGGAGAAUGUAUACUAGUAUUUUGAAAUUAUUAAUAGGGUUAUUGCAUAGGAUUAAUUCGAGUGUAUUAAUAUAGGGUAGAUAUGAAUAUUGAAACG